AUGAACCCUGACUUCGUCUUCUUGUGGCAAUUUGAACUUGACGUCCGCUAUACAGGGAACUGGUACAAUAUUCUCGAGAAUGCCGAGUCGUGGGCUCGCAAACAGCCACGCAAGCUUCAGUUUGAACGAGCUGCCAGAUUCUACAUCCCUUCUUACCACGGUACUUACGCCAGCUUCUCGGACACUGUAGAGGCCGCCAACCCAGACGGUGGUGUCCGGGGUCCUGUACGAAGCUGGGCCGUCCCAAGAUCUCUCGGACCUAAAUUUCACAGGAAGACAGCAGCAGAAGAUGAUUACUCCUGA
Letharia columbiana is the source of this 303-nucleotide messenger RNA. RefSeq lists its product as uncharacterized. The coding region runs from base 1 to 303 and encodes 100 amino acids. The transcript has a single exon. Lineage: Eukaryota; Fungi; Ascomycota; Lecanoromycetes; Lecanorales; Parmeliaceae. The record is from RefSeq and is a predicted model, not a curated record.